AUGUCUGACAACGAUACCCGACGACCAGAGAACGAGCCGAAGCCGAUUCUUAACAUUCCCGCGGGAAACAGCCCGAUCACCCCGGACUCUGCUCCGGGCGUGCUUCCACCUGACGAGAGGCGGACUGGAAAUAUCUUCAAGGACUCUUGGACGGCGAUCAAGGUAUUGUACCUGCUCAUUCCGAAUGCUGACAUCGACAGAGGAUCCGACCUGUCGAGGACUUCAAGAACCUCGGCAACAUCCCUCGUUUCCUCGGCGUCGAACUGGGCGGUGUUCUCCUUCUGCGCCGUUUCACUCGGAAGUUGGGAGGUGUGCCAGAAGCAGCGUCGGGAAGAGCUCGCCAAGCAGCGUAUCAUCCAGGAGCGAUUCCCUCACCGUCACGUCUCAAGACUCAAGAAGAAGGGUGAGGAGUAUGAGGCGCCGUCUCCGUCGGCCACGGAGCAGAAGUAG
This is a messenger RNA of Trichosporon asahii var. asahii CBS 2479, 450 nucleotides long. RefSeq lists its product as uncharacterized. The record is from RefSeq and is a predicted model, not a curated record. Lineage: Eukaryota; Fungi; Basidiomycota; Tremellomycetes; Trichosporonales; Trichosporonaceae. The coding region runs from base 1 to 450 and encodes 149 amino acids. The transcript has 3 exons. Gene Ontology annotation, biological process: mitochondrial respiratory chain complex IV assembly. Gene Ontology annotation, cellular component: mitochondrion; mitochondrial inner membrane.